UUGUGUCUUUGUUUGUUUAAGCAAAAAGUUUUGUAAUUAAACCACUUAAUGCAUGGCUUCUGCGUUCAUGUAUAGUUGUUUACUUGUUUAAAGAUCUUCAUAACUUUUAAAAAAGCUCCUUACUACCCACUCUGUUUGAUUACUGAGAAAACUGAGGAAACGAAAAUAAAUAUAUAUUUUAACACUUUUUUAUGAACUAUUAGUCUUUCAUUUCUGAAAAUGGAAACGCUUGCUUUACUUAACUUUUAUACCAAAUGGUUAUGGUAGACUGACGACUUCCAUUAUGUUUUUUCUGGCUCUUCAGCAAUGGAAAUUUGAUUAAAUCCUUCCCUUUAUUUUCAGUUUCUCACUGUAUUUUUGGUGCAUUUUCUGGGUUGAUGAAAAUUUUUAUAAUCUUUCUACUUUUUCGUUUUUUAUUUUCUUGUUUUCUUUUUCCAUUCCUCUAAUGAUAAUUACGUAAUAGUUACUUGAUAUCUUCUUUUUUUUUUUUUUUUCUUUUAGGCCAUCUUUGAUUCUGUUUUGACAAAAUCAUGCUUUUCUUUCGUCCUUUUCUGCUUUUCUGUUUCUCCUUUAUCUCUUCUCGUUUUUCUCUCUAGUGCGAAUUCAAAGUUUGUCAAUCUCUCUCUCUCUCUCUCUCUCUCUCUCUCUCUCUCUCUUGUAGAGCAUACUUUCAGAAGUAUGGAAUGUUUUUACUUUUUUUAUGGGAUGGUCUAAGUUUCAAAUUUCUUUACAUGGGUUUCUUUUCCUUUAUGGCUUCAGCAAAAUUUUGAAAACUGAAAAAUCUGAUCAUAGAUGUGUUGUUGGCCCUAUUUUCCAGCAUUUUCUGUGGAACCAAACAGAGAUUUCUGUCUUUUUUAUGGGGAUGAUUUGAAACAGCGUGUUGGGACACAGAUAUACUUUUUCUUUGUUCUUUGUCUUAAACUCUUCUGUGUGGCUCUCUUUGUGGAACUCAAUAUAAAGCUGGUUUCAUUGUCGAUUAACGUAAUCCCCACCAGAUUGUAAUUGACUAAGAUUAAAAGAUCCCAGUUUUCUGUAUCGAGGUUUGAGGUGUAAAGUGACCUAUGGUUUCAGUGGUGGGAAUCUUUGGUGUUUGGAUAGUCUUUUUCUUGGUUGACUAUUCUAGCAAAAUUUGGAGUUUAAUGUGAGAUCUGUUCUGUCAAAAGGAGGAAUCUUGUCCAUUAAUCACAGUGCAGAUGCCUUGUUCUUUCUGCUGUUGAACAAAUGGGGGCUUGUGUCUCGACUAGUAGCCAAAGUACUUGUAGUAGUAGGAGGAGCAAUGCAGAUACUGUUCCCCCCCCAUGCUUGGGGAUUGGAUUUUGCGGGCAAAAGAAAACUAAAAGAACAUUCUCCGACCACGUAGUUACACUGCAGCAUUUACCCUCUAUACCUAACAGGAUUUUCACUAAUGGAAAGAGCCGAACUUCUUGUAUAUUCACACAGCAGGGUCGCAAGGGCAUAAACCAGGAUGCGAUGAUCGUAUGGGAAGAUUUCUUAUCAGAAGAUGUGACUUUUUGUGGUGUCUUUGAUGGCCAUGGUCCACAUGGCCAUCUUGUUGCCCGCAAGGUGAGGGAUGCCCUGCCAAUGAAGUUACUGUCAUUCUUGCACUCUAAUCAGUCGAGGCAAAAUGGGACAGGUCAAACCUGUUUUAAGGGGAACUCAAAGAAAUCAGAAAUUGGAGAUUCUGAGAAGGAUGGGUCCAUGGAGGAUAAACUGAAUUCUGUAUGGAGAGAAGCAUUCCUCAAGUCCUACAAGGCUAUGGACAAAGAGCUGAGAUCCCAUCCUAAUUUGGACUGCUUCUGUAGUGGUAGCACUGCUGUCACUAUGGUAAAACAGGGCUCCAAUCUUUUCAUGGGAUAUAUUGGGGAUUCUCGUGCAAUCAUGGGAUCUAAGGAUGACAAUGAUUCUAUGGUUGCAAUCCAGUUGACUGUUGAUCUGAAACCUGAUUUGCCAAGGGAAGCAGAAAGGAUUAAACGGUGUAAAGGUAGAGUCUUUGCAUUGCAAGAUGAACCUGAAGUACCAAGAGUUUGGUUGCCAUUUGAUGAUGCCCCUGGCCUAGCAAUGGCACGGGCAUUUGGGGACUUUUGUUUGAAGGAAUAUGGGGUGAUCUCCAUACCUGAGUUCUCUCACCGCCUACUUACAGAGAAAGAUCAAUUCAUUGUUCUUGCCUCUGAUGGGGUUUGGGAUGUUUUGAGCAAUGAAGAGGUGGUUGAGAUUGUGUCAUCAGCUCCAACGAGGUCAUCAGCUGCGAGAAUCCUGGUGGACUCGGCUGCUCGAGAAUGGAAGCUCAAAUACCCAACUUCAAAAAUGGAUGACUGUGCAGUGGUUUGUUUAUUUUUGGAUGGGAAAAUGGACUCAGAAUCUGAUUAUGAGGAACAGUGCUUUUCUUCUGCAACCCUGCAGAGCAAUCAUUCUGGUAAUGCAAUUGAAUCAGAUGAUGGCCAGAAGUCUGAGCCAUGUUUGCAAAGGAAUUUUACUGUGAGAUCAUCAGAAGAAAACGAUAAUUAUGGAAAACUAGGGGCUGAAGUUGAUGGAAGUGGAGAAACAGUUGCUGGUGAAGAUCAGAGUUGGUCAGGUUUGGAAGGCGUCACAAGAGUGAACUCCCUUGUUCAACUUCCAAGAUUUUCUGAGGAAAGACCCAACCCAUAAUCUUCUUGUUUAUUGCAGAGCUGCAACGGGGCUGACAUAAUUGUAAUAUUUUGGCAUUUUCUUUGAGUUUGUGCAGGUAAAUUAUUGCCACACCCCUCUUGUAUUGCUAUGCCUCACAGAAACGUUCCGAAACAGCUUUCAUCAAGAAAAUGAACUGAAUCAUUAUAGUUAUGUUAAUAUGAUUUAAUUUUCAAUCAAGAUUCUGAGUCUGCAUGCAUUCAGGCAAACCAAUAUGCCAAAAUAAAUUCAUUCCUUAACCCCAGAGAGAGCUUUGUAGUCUAGACAUUGCAGAUGAUAUAAGAACUAGUUGGGCAAAAAGAGAAUUAUUGAAUCAUAUUAGAAAACAUAUCCUUUGAUACUUAAACUAACAUGUGUUAAAUGGAAAAUGUAAUAGAAUUGUGAUCACAUGUAACAGGAAUGUAAUGGAUUCAUUUUUUCUUCCUGCUUAAAAAUACAGUUCCCUUCAAAACCCUUAUGAAUACACCAAAUCCAGACAAAUAUUUGAAUAAUCCUCAAACGUGCAAGAGAUUGGAGGCUCCAAUUCUUCCUGAUGAUGUGGUAAAAGUUUGCACUUCAGAUAUGUGGUGAAGGCAUGCAUCUAAAAGUCAGAUUAUAGCUGUCGUUAACUCUGAUUCAGUUGAUAUGUGUAAUUUUUGGAAGCUUGUGUUUGAAAUUUACCACCUGAUCUUGUAUUGAAGAACAGGGCCUGUAGUCCCUGGAAGACUCACCUAGGAAAAUUGCUCGAUUUACAAUGGAUUCAUUAGUAGAUUUGAAUGUAUAUAUGAUAAAAAUAUUUGGGAUGGUGCAUUCUCUUCGUUUAUGUAACCGUACACGUCUAUAUGCUAGUUGUGUUAGUCUACACCUAUUGCGGGGCCAUAUUAAAUCAAUCAAGUACAUUUUCAAUUAUUCGCCGCAUGAGUUGGCGACAUGAAAUUAAGUAAAAAUAGCUAGUAGUGAAGUUUAAUCUCUAAGCUUACAACUUCAAUCACCCUUAUACAUCCAACAUACACACACACAUCAACUUACCCAUAUUCUGAAAACGAUGUGCAUCCAUUCCUUUCUUGAGCCACAUAGGCAAAUCUGCAUUUUAUGGCCUUGUUUAAAAAUAUAUAAAAAAAAAAAAAAAACAAAACUCUCUUUAAGACCUUCUCUUAUCAUUUCUCAUUCCCUAGAAGCUUGUAUGCAUUUAUUUCUAUACUAUACAUGGAAGCAGGGGGAUGGAUGCAUAUCAGUAAAUCACCGUCAAACUCAGUUGGAUUCUGAACUUAUAUAAGAAGAGCACCUUUUCCUUGUUCACCAUCAAAUAUUCACAUUGCUUAUCUCCUCUUUUGCUCUUCUCAAUGGCUUACAUGAGCAAGUUGUCUCUUAUUGCUCUACUUGUCUUGUUUGCCAUAUCGAGGCAUGCAAUUGCAGGGCGCCAAAUUCCAAUGAAAACCAACCAAAUUCCAGAGAAUACCAAGGAUGUGGACUUGAAACAAUCCAAGUUUCUUUUUAAAUCUCUUCACGAUAAAUAUCAUGACAAUAGCUUCCUUAUUCCAGGCAUCGGCCGGGUGAUGGUGCCACCUGCUUUCAGUGUUCCUUCCUAUGGUCCACACAGGGGCAUUGGAGGCAUUGGAGGCAUUGGAGGCUCUAUUCCAGGCACUGGAGGCUCUAUUCCAGGUGGUGAUGAUGCAUUCAUCCCCGGAGGUGGUUCUGUUCCAGCACCUGCUCAUCCUUGAGCAUGCACUGCUGCUUCCUAAUAAACAACAGCUAGCAUCAAUGCCAGGUGCAUGCGCAAGUUUUAAUAUGGUAUAUGUUUGUAUUUGGGGUUUGUUUUUAUGGAAGUCUUCAUCUAUUAAGUUCUCUCCUUGAGAUACAAAUAAUUACUGUUGGAUGUACUAGUCCAAUUCUAACAUUAGAAUGGGACCUUGAACCUAUCCUGCUUCCUUUCUCAAGAUGUACCCGUCCAAGUCUGCAUUUCUGAUCAAUAAAUUAUGAUUAUUUAGAUCCCGUCA
Hevea brasiliensis (rubber tree) is the source of this 4640-nucleotide messenger RNA. RefSeq names its product probable protein phosphatase 2C 52. NCBI's taxonomy places the organism in Eukaryota, Viridiplantae, Streptophyta, Magnoliopsida, Malpighiales, Euphorbiaceae. The transcript is spliced from 6 exons. The record is from RefSeq and is a predicted model, not a curated record. The coding region runs from base 1222 to 2646 and encodes 474 amino acids. Gene Ontology annotation, molecular function: protein serine/threonine phosphatase activity. Gene Ontology annotation, biological process: protein dephosphorylation.